Molecule: messenger RNA, 4348 nt
Organism: Acanthaster planci (crown-of-thorns starfish)
Lineage: Eukaryota; Metazoa; Echinodermata; Asteroidea; Valvatida; Acanthasteridae
Product: unconventional myosin-VI-like
Biological process (GO): actin filament organization; actin filament-based movement
Cellular component (GO): cytoplasm; plasma membrane; actin cytoskeleton
Molecular function (GO): actin filament binding; microfilament motor activity; ATP binding
Source: RefSeq, a predicted model, not a curated record
UCCCAUGCACGAAAGAUGGGUGGUGAUUUGCUUAGCUGAGGAAAUACUUCUCAUUUUCUGCGUUAUUUCAGAACUACUACAAUCGAAUGACAACUGAGUAAGAUCCGGAUCAGAACUAGCAAGGUGCCUUGUUGAAAGGCGCGCACGACCAGCCAUGUUUGACGAGAACAAGAAAGUCUGGGUGCCAGACGUCGCCGAGGGGUUCCAGCUCGGCCGCAUUGAAGACAUUGGUGCAGAGUCUAUCACCGUGGCCCCCAUCAACAAGCCUGGAAAGCCUGUGGUUGCACCGUACGCUCGUGUUUUCCCCGCAGAAGAGGAUGAACAGAAGACGGUCGAUGAUAACUGUGCGUUGAUGUACUUGAACGAGGCAACACUCUUGAACAAUCUCAGGCUGCGUUACAAGAUCGGCAAGAUUUAUACCUACGUGGCCAACAUUCUGAUUGCGGUCAACCCCUACAAAGAGCUGAAGAACCUGUACGGCAAUGAAAAGAUCAGGAACUACAACGGGAAGUCCCUUGGUGUACUACCUCCCCACGUCUUUGCUAUCGCGGACAAGGCUUUCCGUGACAUGAAAGUGACCAAGAUGAGCCAGUCCAUCAUCGUGAGCGGUGAGUCGGGUGCCGGUAAGACAGAGUCAACCAAAUACAUCCUGAGGUAUCUAACUGAAAGCCACGGGCAGGGCGCGGGCACCAUUGAGCAGCGUAUCGUGGAGGCCAACCCUCUCCUGGAAGCCUUUGGCAAUGCCAAGACUAUGAGGAACAACAACAGUAGUCGCUUCGGCAAGUUUGUGGAGAUGCACUUCAGUGAGAAGUAUUCUGUGGUUGGUGGCUACGUGUCUCACUACCUCCUAGAGAAGCCUCGUGUAAUCUGGCAGAACAGUGAAGAACGUAACUACCAUAUAUUUUACUACCUGUGCGCCGGGGCGCCAGACAAUGUACGCAAAGACCUGGGCAUAAAGACACCAGACGACUACCAGUAUCUUAAGAACGGCAACACUCUCUACUUCACCACCAAGGAGACCCACAAGAGCCUGCCUGAUGAUAGGAAGAGUAAAUUGUACAAGAAAUAUGGGGGCCUCUAUGACAUCACCCUGGACGACUACAAAGGCUACUCGCGUGUGGAAGGCGCUAUGAAGAAAAUCGGCCUGGACGACAAGGAGAAGAUGAACAUCUUCCGCGUGGUGGCCGGAGUGAUGCAUCUUGGGAAUGUGAGCUUCAAGGUGUCCGACGGAACCCAAGGGGGUUGUUUUGUGCCGGACGGGGCUGUGAGUGAACUGACCAAGACGGCCGAGCUUCUGUCAGUCCCCGUCAACGACCUGCAGGAAUGCCUGACCAGCCGCAUCAUGCAGACCAGCAAGGGAGGCCACCGGGGAACACUCAUCAAGGUACCGCUGAAUGUGGAUCAGGCCUGCAACGCCCGGGAUGCCCUGGCCAAGGGCAUCUACUCCCGCCUCUUUGACCGCAUCGUCCAGCGGGUCAACGAGUGCUUCCCCUUCCAGUCCUCCCAGUCCUACAUCGGCGUGCUGGACAUCGCCGGCUUCGAGUUCUUCACCCUGAACAGCUACGAGCAGUUCUGCAUCAACUACUGCAACGAGAAGCUCCAGCAGUUCUUCAACAAGCGUGUGCUCAAGGAGGAGCAAGAGUUAUAUCAGAAGGAAGGCCUGGGUGUCAACACCGUGCAGUAUGUUGACAACCAAGAUGCAAUCGAUCUGAUUGAAAGUAAGCCGUCUGGCAUCCUAGAACUCCUGGAUGAAGAGAGUAAACUUCCCAAGGCCAGCCCCAACAACUUCACUCACGCUGUGCAUCAGAAACACAAGAACCACUUCCGACUUGAGAUUCCAAGGAAGUCCAAGCUGACGAGCCAUCGUAAUCUACGAGACGACGAAGGGUUCCUCAUCCGGCAUUUUGCUGGCGCAGUGUGCUAUCAAACGAAUGAAUUCAUUGAGAAGAACAACGAUGCCCUCCACUCGUCUCUGGAGCACCUGGUUCAGGAGAGCAAGGAAGAGUACGUCAAGAGUCUCUUCCCUGGGCCCCCGGCCCUCCCUUUCAUCUCCAAACUGGCCUUCGAGAGCAUCGGCAUGAAAUUCAAGACACAACUCAAUCUGCUCAUGGACAAACUGGAGAGCACCGGUUCGUCUUUCAUCCGUUGCAUCAAGCCCAACGGCAAGAUGGUGGACGAUCUCUUUGAGGGUGGCCAAAUCCUCAGUCAACUCCAGUGCUCAGGUAUGGUGACUGUAUUGGACCUUAUGCAAGGGGGCUUUCCAUCACGUACACAGUUUUCUGAUCUUUAUGAAAUGUACAAGAAAUAUAUGCCUGCUGAACUGGUGCGUCUAGAUCCCCGUCUCUUCUGCAAGGCCCUGUUCCAUGCCUUGGGCCUGGAUGACCGCGACUACAAGUUCGGCCUGACCAAAGUCUUCUUCCGCCCGGGCAAGUUCGCCGAGUUUGACAAAAUGAUGAAGGGCGACCCGGAGACCCUGCGGGAGCUGAUCAAGAAGGUGCGGCGCUGGCUGAUCUGUACACGCUGGAAGAAGGGACAGUGGGGCACCCUCAUGGUCAUCAAAUUGAAGAACAAGAUCCUUUACCGCCGCAACGCUCUGAUUAAGAUGCAGAGCAUGGUGCGCAUGUUCCUGGCCGUCCGCAAGCAUCGCCACCGGUACCGGGGACUGAUGCAGGUCCGUCUGCUGCAGAAGGAGCUGCAGCAGAUGAACGAAAUCGCCAAGGGUGUCCAGGACGUCACGACCAAGAAGCAGGCUGAAGACGUGGGCAGAGAGCUGGUGGCUCUGAUGCACAGGAUCAAGACCAACGCCAAGAUGCAGCGGCGGGACAUCGAGGACGCCCACCUGAUCCUGGCCGAGAAGCUGCGGCGGCAGAUCCAGCUGCUGAUGCAGAAGAAGGCGGCGGAGGAGGCCGAGCGGGAGCGGCUGCGCCGCAUCCAGGAGGAGAUGGAGCGGGAGAGGAAGCGGCGGGAAGAAGAGGAGCGACGCCGCAAGGAGGAGGAAGCGGAACGAGAGCGGAAACGCAAGCUGGAAGAGGAAGAACGCAGGAAGAAAGAGGAGAUGGAACGACGGCGGCUUGAGGAGGAAGCCUCCCUCCAGAAGAAGCUGGAAAUGGAGAGGAAGAGGCUGGAGGACGAAAGACGACAGUUUGAGCUAGACAAGAAGAAACAAGCAGAGGAGACGGCCCGACUCCAGGAGGAACUUAGAAGGCAAGCGCAGCUGGAGCAGGAGCGUCGAGAUCACGAGCUGGCGCUCCGCCUGGCCCAGGAAGCAGAGUCGCAGGUGGUGCCCGUGGAGGAACCGGUCAGAAUGGACAUGGCCACCGUGGUGAAUGCGGCCAUGGCCGCGGCAGCACCCACGCCGAAGUACGACCUGGCCAAGUGGAAGUACGCUGAGCUGCGCGACACCAUCAACACGUCCACAGACGUUGAACUCUUAGCUGCUUGCAAGGAGGAGUUCCAUCGCCGCCUGAAGGUCUACCACGCCUGGAAGAUGAAGAACAAGAAGCAGACGGAGCCCAAGCAGGAGAGAGCUCCUCAGGCUGUCAUGCAGAACACCAUGCAGGCUCCUCUCAUUCCUACCCCGGCCGCUUCCCCGGCCGCCCCCACCAACAACACCCAGCGCUUCUUCCGCGUGGCCUUUGCCCGCCCCAACGCGGGUGUGCGCCAGCGCAGCGUCUGGUAUGCCCACUUUGAUGGCCAGUGGAUUGCCCGACAGAUGGAAGUUCACGGGGAUAAGCCCCCCAUCCUACUGAUAGCAGGCAAGGACGAUCUGAGCAUGUGCGAGAUGAGCCUGGAGCAGACGGGCUUGACUCGCAAGGCGGGGGCGGAGAUCGUCCAGCGGGAGUUCGAGGAGGAGUGGAACCGGCACAACGGACAGCAGCUGCUAGCCGACGCCAUCCGCACGGGGCAGGCCCGCAAGACCUUCGCCACAGAGUCGCUACGAAAGCAGUACCAGCUGUAAUGAUUACCACUUGUUGUAUGAAACGGCCCAUGCUCUCUAGCAAGCCGCUUAAUGAGUCAAUGUGUGACUCAGAAAGGCCAGGUCGUUUGAGAAUAAGGCACCCGAUGUCACCUCAGCUCAUAUGUCUUCAGUACAUGAGUCAACGUGUGGUCAGACUGAUAGGGCUGACCUCACCUGCACUUGUUUCUCGAUUGACCUACGUACUUCAUUUUGUACCUGAGCUUUUGGAAUACCAAGCCAGCUUUGUUAUAGUGACACCCGAAAGUGAUCUAGAAAAGGUAGUAAAUUGAAACAUGAUUUAUAGAAUACUGGCGGCAUUAGCCCCUUUUGUUUUUUGGCUCUUUUAAUACAGGCGAUUCACAAUAGUGCGCCACCAAGAGUUUGCAACGC